AGUGCCAUCAGAAAUCCAAAGAUGUCUCUCACAAACUUCCUGCUGCUGCUGCUGGGACUGGUGGCUAUUCUUCCUUCUCUUGCUGAUUACCAUAAGCCUCCCCCAGUAAAGAAACCACCGCAUUAUAAGCCUCCCCCAGUAAAGAAACCACCGGUAUACAAACCACCAUAUUACAAGCCUCCCCCAGUAGAGAAACCACCAGUAUACAAACCACCUAUUUAUAAACCACCAGUUUAUAAACCUCCUAAAGUAGAGAAGCCUCCAGUUUACAAACCACCGAAAGUGGAGAAGCCCAAGCCACCAUACUACAAACCCCCGGUGUACAAGCCAAAGCCACCUUAUGGUUACCAUCCAGGACACCCCCCAACGAAGAACGACUAGGCUCUCAUCCAUGAAACAAGCAACCACAGAAGCAUAUCUAUAUAUUAUAUUAUCGGCUACCUAUGAAGUUACUGAUGUAAUUAUUAUGAUGGUAGAUUGAUAUAACUAGCUAAAAAUAAGAGCUGUAUGGACAGAUACACUAUCUUGCGUACCUCAUUAAUCAAUCUAUAUGCUAUUAUAUAUAUGUUUA
Molecule: messenger RNA, 571 nt
Organism: Tripterygium wilfordii
Lineage: Eukaryota; Viridiplantae; Streptophyta; Magnoliopsida; Celastrales; Celastraceae
Product: repetitive proline-rich cell wall protein-like
Exons: 4
Coding region: 22-381 (119 amino acids)
Molecular function (GO): structural constituent of cell wall
Source: RefSeq, a predicted model, not a curated record